Molecule: messenger RNA, 783 nt
Organism: Tilletiaria anomala UBC 951
Lineage: Eukaryota; Fungi; Basidiomycota; Exobasidiomycetes; Georgefischeriales; Tilletiariaceae
Exons: 2
Coding region: 1-783 (260 amino acids)
Cellular component (GO): mitochondrial large ribosomal subunit
Molecular function (GO): structural constituent of ribosome
Source: RefSeq, a predicted model, not a curated record
AUGACCUCAAACAUGCUCAUGCGAGGUGCGUGCACCUGUGGUACCCUACGGACCGGGCCGUCAGCCGCGAUCCGAAGCAGCGUCUCCGCUCCGAUUUGCCGGACUCUCCAGACAAUUACAGCCGCCGAGCCCGGACUUGCAACCUCCCAAUCACCGAAGCUCAACCAAACUUCAAAGGGCUCUUCUCCAUCAACACCCGCGCCUUCCGCAGCAUCACAAAAUCUCUUUCAACGCUGGCGGAAUCCUGCGACCGGCAAAUGGCGCCCGCCGCAGUACAGUCUACGUGCACAAGCGCAAAUUGCAUCUGCUGCCUUGCAGAUGGGAACGAUUGACGAGCUGCCGCGAAGUCCUAAAGUGGCCAAAUUCAUCGCACGCGCACGAGCGAAUGCCAGAGCUCUUCAAGCGCCAGCGAGCACGAGCGCGGGGACUGCCCAGGGCGCCAUGGCGAUGGAGUAUAACCUUGGGGCAGACGCGGCAACCGACGCAGCCGCAGGCGCUUCUUCGGCAGAUGCAGAAGCGCUCAAUGCAGCUCUUCGCGGCUGGCAUCUGUCGUCUGAGCAGGACUCGGCGAUGGCAAAGGCGAUCGUGCACUCAAUGAGAAACCGAGGGCCUUACGCUGGUCGAAAAGGAAAGAUGUUCAAGGGCACCAAGUCUGAACGAGGAGCCAAAGCCAAGGCGGCGAAGAUCGAUGACAAAUUGCAAGCGAUGUCGAAGACGGUUGCCGAGUGGAGGCAGUCGAAAUUGGCAGCCAAAGCCAAACAUCGACCUUCUUUGCCCUUUUAA